Molecule: messenger RNA, 720 nt
Organism: Emericellopsis atlantica
Lineage: Eukaryota; Fungi; Ascomycota; Sordariomycetes; Hypocreales; Bionectriaceae
Exons: 2
Coding region: 1-720 (239 amino acids)
Biological process (GO): lipid biosynthetic process; protein N-linked glycosylation
Cellular component (GO): endoplasmic reticulum membrane; intracellular membrane-bounded organelle
Molecular function (GO): dolichyldiphosphatase activity
Source: RefSeq, a predicted model, not a curated record
AUGUCCUCCUACGACCCUCCUCUGGCGUCCUUGUCCAUCAGUCACGUCUACUAUGACCCCAAUGACCGCAUAUCCCUCGUCUGCGCAUACCUCGCCCUCCUCCCCCAAGCCCUCUGCGUCGUCUACGCCACCCUGAUCCUCACCACCCGCGAAGCCGAGAUCCUCCUCACCUUUGCCGGCCAGCUCGCCUGCGAGGCCCUCAACUUUGCCCUCAAGCGACUCAUCAAGGAGGAGCGGCCGCCCCGCAUCUCGGGCAAGGGCUACGGCAUGCCCUCCUCGCACGCUCAAUUUGUGGCCUUUUGGAGCGUCAGCGUCACCCUGUUCCUGCUGGUCAGGCACAACCCUCCCAAGGUCAUGGGCAAGGUCGAGAGCAGCACGCAUCGGCCGUGGAGCGUGGCGGAGCGGGGCUUGGUGGCGCUGGCGGGACUGGUCAUGGCGGCGCUCGUGGCGUGGAGUAGGGUCUAUCUGGGCUAUCACACGGGGCGCCAGGUCGUCGUGGGCUGUGGUGCCGGUGCUGGCUCUGCGGUUGUGUGGUUUGUGUUUGUGGGGUUGCUCAGGAGCGGUGGCUGGCUCAAGUGGGCUCUGGCACACCCUCUGGCUAGGAGGGCGAGGGCGAGGGAUCUGAUCAUGGAGGAAGACAUGGUGCAGGCCGGAUGGGAGAAGUGGGAUGCUCGCCAGCAGGCGGAGCUCAAGGCCAACGGCGACAAGAAGGGCCGGUAG